Messenger RNA from Protopterus annectens (West African lungfish), 4224 nucleotides. RefSeq lists its product as uncharacterized. The record is from RefSeq and is a predicted model, not a curated record. Gene Ontology annotation, molecular function: G protein-coupled receptor activity. Lineage: Eukaryota; Metazoa; Chordata; Ceratodontiformes; Protopteridae. Gene Ontology annotation, cellular component: membrane. Gene Ontology annotation, biological process: G protein-coupled receptor signaling pathway. The transcript has 10 exons. Bases 1 to 3186 code for a protein of 1061 amino acids.
AUGAAUUGUAAUGAGUUGUCUGCAUAUCUCACAGAGUCACAGAGGACUGACAGCAGAGACACCAGCAAUGGUGUGGCGAGUGUAUUUGAAUUUAGAUUUUACCAGUGGUUAAUAGCUAUCAUUUUUGCAAUUGAAGAGAUCAACCAAAACCCCAUCUUGCUACAAAAUAAAACUCUUGGCUACAUGAUAUAUGAUUCGUGUUCUGCAGAGGCUGGGGCAUUACAAGGCUUGAUGUGGCAAGUCUCAGGAAAGAAUAACCCUGUCCCAAAUUAUUACUGCAGGAUGCAUUCACCCAUUUUGGCUAUUGUUGGAGAUGCUCUAUCUGCGACAUCAAUUCCCAUGGCUAGAAUUCUUGGGCUCUACAGGUUUCCACAGAUCAGUAAUGGAGCUUCUGUUCCUGUUCUCAGUGAUAAAACAAAGUUUCCGUCAUUUUUCCGAACCAUUCCAAACCAAGAUUUUGAAUCGUUAGCAGUCGCACAAUUACUGUUCUACUUUGGCUGGAGCUGGGUUGGUAUUUUGUUUGAAAACAAUGAUUAUGGACAGUUAGGAAGCCAAAGUCUGAAAAAACAACUUUUGAAAGGAGGCAUGUGCAUCAAUUUCUCAGAGAUUAUUCCCCUUCACUAUUCUAAAAGUAAAACUCUUCAGAUUGUUGAGCUUAUAAAGCGAUCGUCAGCGGUCAUUAUUAUUGUAAUUUCUACUGCAGCUAAUUUUAUUCCCUUAAUGGAGGAAAUUUCAUUGCAGAAUAUUACUGGAAAAGUUUGGUUUGCCUACCAUAGCUGGUCUGACUCACCAAGUGCUCCUAAGAAGGAGUUUGUUAGAUCAUUCAUGGGUACUGUUGGCAUUGGUUUCCAUACACAAAUAAUCCCUGGGUUUCAAAAUUUCUUCCUUAAUAUCCAUCCUUCGGCAGCAACAAAAAAUUUUAUCACUGCCUUCUGGGAAGAAGCAUUUGGGUGCAAAUGGCUCCAUGUUCUUUCAACUAACUUGAAUAUUCUGGAAAAAAAUGUUACACUUUGCACAGGAGAUGAGAAGCUGGAAGAAAGCUAUCAGCUUUUUGCCACAGAACAUAACUUAAGGAGUACAUAUAACACCUACACUGCCAUUUAUUCAGCUGUUCAUGCUCUUCAUGAUCUUAUAUCUUGUAAAAGAGGUGAUGGUCCAUUUUCUAAUCACACAUGUGCAAAUUUUGAAAACAUCUAUCCAUGGCAAGAAGCAGUUGCAGCAGGGUGGCUUCUUGCAGGUACAGCAGAUCCCUCACCACAGGCAGCAGCAGUAGUUGAGACAGACAAGGAGUCAGAAGAGGAGCCAGCAGUAGUAAAUGACAUUAUCAGACAGAAGCAGGAACAGUAUGCUCUGAAAGUGUUCUACUAUUUGAGAAACAUACACUUUAAAACACCAUUCAAUGAACAUUUUUUUUUCGAUGUGAACGGUGAUCCACCAGCAGUCUUUGAUGUUAUAAACUGGCAGUUAUCAGGUGAUGGUACCCUAAAGUACAUCGUUAUUGGAAUUUUAAACUACAGUGCUCCACCUGAUGAAAUGUUCAAACUUACAGAAAGAGUAGUGUGGAAUGAAGUAUUCCAGGAGGUGAGUGUAGCCAUGCCGACGUGUUUUGCCUAUGGUUGUCGUGUUCGCCGAGACAAUCUGCCACCUGGUGUAUCCUUCCAUCGCUUUCCACGUGAUAUUAAACUGUGUACACGAUGGGUGGUGAACUGUGGGGUAGAUGUCGGUAACAUAGGCAGGUUUGUGAAAGAAUCGGUCAGCAGUUCAAAACCACGUCACUUCCUGUGCUCCAAGCAUUUUGCAGAGAACCAAUUUCAGCUGGACUACAAGAGUCAACUACUGCCAGAAAACAUGAAGCCAAGGCGGCCUACUCGUCAACUACUUAAGGACGCGGUACCCACACUUUUCAGUUUUGCAACUACACAUCCAAGGACAUCAUCUGAGCAGCGGCUGCAGUGCAAACAGCAUGAAAAUCUUAUUGAGGAACUUCUCAGUACAACCCAGCCAUCCUUGCCAGAUGUUGUGAAUGACCAACUGUAUGGCCAAUGCAAGCCUAAUGGCCAUGUGCAGAGGCAGGAUGAAACGGAGAUGGUGCAUGAGGAAGCAGAGCCUGCAGUGGUUCGAGAUGACAUGGAAGACCGUCCUGUGCCAGAACCUGUAGAGACACCUCGCUCUGUCUGUAGUGAAAGCUGCCUCCCAGGGUAUCGUAAAGCAGCUCGUCAAGGAGAGCCAAUAUGCUGUUUCGACUGCAUCUCGUGUUCAAAAAGAGAAAUAUCAAAUCAGACUGAUUCCAUUGAGUGCUUCAAGUGUGGCAGCGAUUACUGGUCAAAUGGAAAUCAGACUGCAUGUAUCCCCAAACUGACUGAGUUUUUGUCAUAUGAAGAACUACUAGGCAUUACUUUAGCUACACUCAGUUUUUCCUUUUCUUUCAUUACUGCAUGGAUCUUAGUGAUUUUUGGCAUUUAUCGAGAAACUGCUAUAGUUAAAGCAAACAAUCGAGAGCUUAGCUACCUUCUCCUUUCUGGCCUAAUGCUGUGUUUCCUCUGUACAUUGGUAUUUAUUGGCUACCCUAGAACGACCACCUGUUUGGUCCGCCAGACAGCCUUUGGUAUCAUAUUUGCCAUAUGUGUUUCUUGUAUACUUGCCAAAACAAUUACUGUGAUUGUUGCCUUCAAGGCUACAAAACCAGACAGCAUGUUAAGAAAAUGGGUCGGAUCAAAGUUACCUGUCUCUGUCAUUCUCAUCUCCUCUUCUCUUCAGGUUAUAAUAUGUAGUGCUUGGUUGUUAACAUCUCCCCCUUAUCCCGAUGUGAACACAUCUGCCAAAACUGAUAUCAUAAUUAUUGAAUGCAAUGAAGGUUCAGAUAUUGCAUUCUGGUGCAUGCUGGGAUACAUUAGCCUUCUUGCCAUCGUGUGCUUUAUUAUUGCCUUUUUGGCAAGGAAAUUGCCAGACAGCUUCAAUGAAACCAAAUGUAUUACCUUCAGCAUGCUGAUUUUUGUUAGUGUCUGGCUAUCUUUUGUUCCAGCAUACCUUAGUACAAGAGGAAAGUACAUGAUUGCUGUGGAGAUAUUUGCAAUCUUAUCUUCAAGUGCUGGCCUUCUAGGUAGCAUAUUUUUCCCAAAGUGUUACAUACUUCUGUUAAGGCCCGAAAUGAAUACAAAAGAAUAUUUAAUGAGUAAACAAUGCUAGCAAAAGUUAAAGCAUGUAUUUUCUAGGAUAAAUCAGCACUUCUGGUUCUGCCCUGUGUAGAGUACGUUCAUUGUUAAAUAUAUCAGCAAAUUGAUGAAUAUAUCAAUAAUUAGUAUACCAAUUUUGCAUGAUUUUUAUAAUGAUAGUCUAUAUUUAAUCACUAAAUUCUAUUCUUUACUCAUUUUGUUAUGUCAACCUAUGAACAAAAGUUAUUCUUUUUAAAAGUUACAUUUAUUGCAGAUCAGCAAGUCAAAUGGCAUCACAAAUACUUAAGUCUAGGGAUCAAAUCCUCAUUUGCGACACCAACAGAAUGGUUUGGAAGGACAGGUAUAUUUCACAGAGGAGACCACAGCUGUGGAACAGACUCCCCAGCCACAUAAAACAAAAUUCAUUCCUGUUCACUUUAAACACAACUUAGAUCUACCAAUGAGAAAAAGAAAAUUUACCCCAGGACUAUCCCUGUGCUACUAAUGGACAGAUGCAGCUCAUAAAUGCUUUCUACCAUGCAUGGGUCCCUAUAGUUUGAUCUCACUUAUUCUCAUUAGGGGUAAAUAUAUAAUUGUUGACCAUGGGAUGGAUAAGGCCAGUCUAUGAUCAAAUGGAUUUGAUUAUUUCGAGCCACAAAAAGGGAAAUUGGCUAGGUUUAAAAUAUACCACAAGAGCAGCUAGUCUAGUACUUACCUAUGGACCUAUGAGUGAAAAACUAGCCACCACUUUAGGUCAGGCAAAGUCAUUUUUUUUGUAGUCUUUGCAUACAUUAGAAAGAAAGCUUAGUUAAUAUCAUAAUGUAUAUAUAUGAUACCAUGUGCUGGUAUAUAGAUUAAGAUGGGUCUAUAUCACAAAAUUGACAUUUCACAUUUAUUCUACACAAAAAUGUUGAACUCCAACAUACUCGAACGGCCAAAUCACUGAUUUCUUUCAGACGGAAAGAAAUUGGGGAAAUCGGUUGGUCAAAAACCAAUGCCACACAAAAACAAACAUAUUUAAGUGGGGGGCUUCACCCACCACACCCCCCACCAUGGGGGCUGUGCCCUCCAC